AAAUUUGACAAAGAGGACAGGUAACAAUCGUAUUUGACGUCAUCAGACAGGUGAGAGUAUCGAGAAGUUAAUUUGAGAAGGGAAACCCCCUACAAAGUGACAUCACACGAAUUCCGGUUUAUCGGUGAACGAGGCAAGAAGAAUCAAACUAAAUAACAAGUUGAAGAAAAGUUUACAGGACAACUAAACCAGCUUUUAAUGAGAGUCAGGGAAUACAUUUUAUUAUCAGACAUAAUUUUAGCUGAUUUUUGGAUUUGAAUGAAUGGUUAAAAAUGUAGAAGAAACAUAUUUUUAAAAAGUGGAAUAAGAAAAAUAUGAUAAGCAGAGACUAUAUUGUAUGGAAUUAACAUUAUAAAAUAUAAACCCAUGUGUUGACAUUUUCAUCAAUGCUUCUUCUGAUUACUGUGACUGAACAUCAAACUGAAAAUUAAUUAGUUUUCUACAAAGGACUUGAUCAUUAGAGAUGGCGGGAGGAGUUGGAUUUAUACGUGUUAAACUUCUCCAGGUGGAGAAAGGGAGUUCAAUGGACUCUAUAGCCCCUAUGUUUGACCCUUAUGUAGCUGUGAAUGUGAAAGAGUCUGUUCAAACACCAGGUCGUGGUAUUCAGCAAGUUCAGAAAAAGCGCACAAUUUAUCCUGAAUGGAAUACAUGUUUUGAUGCACAUUUGUAUGAUGGCAGAGUUAUCAACCUUGUUGUCAUGGAGAAACCAAAUAGAUUUUUAGCAGAGAUUACAUUAUCAGCAAAAGUAUUGGCAGAAAAAUGCACAGAUGGAAAUAUAGCAACUGCCUGGUUAGAUUUGAAACCAUCAGGAAGAUUACAGAUACAAGUCAGAUUCUUCUCGGAACAAGAAGAACAAGUGCCAUUUAUUGAUACUGAGAAAGAAGCAACAGGAGGCAUUACACGCAGGAGAGGUGCCAUCAAACAGGCUAAAGUACAUGAAGUCAAAGGUCACCAAUUUAUUGCCAAGUUCUUCCGCCAAUUUACAUAUUGUUCAUUCUGUAAUGAGUUUAUAUGGGGACUCAACAAACAGGGCUACCAAUGCAAAGUUUGCAAUUGUGCAGUUCACAAGAAGUGCCAUCAUCAAAUAUUGGGAACCUGUCCUGGCAGUGCUAAGGAUAGUAGGGAAACCAAGAUGAUGUCAGAGAGAUUCAACAUAAAUGUGCCACAUAGAUUUAAAGUCAAUAAUUAUAUGUCUCCAACAUUCUGUGAUCACUGUGGCACCCUGCUGUAUGGUCUGUUUAGACAAGGUUUAAAGUGUGAUGUUUGUGGUGUAAACUGUCAUAAGAAAUGUGAAAAGCUGAUGCCAAAUCUAUGUGGAAUAAAUCAGAAAAUGUUGGCAGAAAAAUUAAAUGAAAUUAGAAAAAUGCCAAGUCAAAAGAAAGGCAAGACAGGCAUGUCCAAUAAUACAUCAACUACUAGUGUACAUGUACCAAUGCGCAAUGGUAAAUCAGGGAAAGGAUCAAAGUCCUCACACUUAAAUUCUGAUGGAAAGGAAGAUGAAAGUUCUGAUGAUGAAUAUUUAGGUUAUGACCAGAUUUGGGGUAAAGAGGGUGCUCCUCACCAACCUCCAGGAGGCGGACCUCCAGGUCCACCCAGGAAGAAAUUUACUACAUCUGAUUUUACAUUCCUUAAAGUUCUGGGUAAAGGAAGCUUUGGAAAGGUGAUGUUAGCAGAACAUAAAGGAAAGAAGCAGUAUUAUGCUGUGAAGGUGCUAAAAAAGGAUGUAGUAUUAGAGGAUGACGAUGUAGAAUGUACAAUGAUAGAAAAACGUGUUUUAGCAUUAGGUUGCAGCCAUCCCUAUCUGACACAUUUACACAGUACUUUUCAUACCCAGGGUCAUUUAUUUUUUGUAAUGGAGUAUUUAAAUGGUGGAGAUUUGAUGUUCCAUAUACAGUUGUCAGGGAAAUUUGAAUUCCCUAGAGCACAAUUUUAUGCAGCUGAAAUAUGUUUAGGAUUAGAAUUUUUGCAUUCCAAUGGUAUAAUUUAUAGAGAUUUAAAAUUAGACAAUGUAUUAUUAGAUAAAGAAGGACAUAUCAAAAUUGCUGAUUUUGGAAUGUGUAAAGAGAGAGUAUUUGGUGAAAAUAAAGCCACAACUUUUUGUGGGACACCUGAUUAUAUAGCAUAUGAAAUAUUAAAAGGCCAGAAGUAUAAUUCUUCUGUUGAUUGGUGGUCAUUUGGUGUUUUAUUAUAUGAGAUGUUGAUAGGACAAUCACCGUUCCAUGGAGAUGAUGAGGAAGACUUGUUCCAUUCCAUCAUGAAUGACACACCACAUUAUCCAAGAUGGCUAGCCAAAGAGGCCUCUUCGUUACUUAGUUUGCUAUUUGAAAGAAAUCCAAAGAUACGAAUGGGUAUGACUGAUUGUGUAGCCGGACCAAUUAGAAUGCAGGCAUUUUUCAGGAACAUUGAUUGGGAUAAAAUGGAAAGACGAAUGGUGGACCCACCAUUUAAACCUACGAUCAAAUCUGCUCAUGAUAUAUCUAACUUUGACACUGACUUUACAAUGGAGAAACCAAACAUAACACCACCAGACAAGGAUUAUAUCAAAACAAUGAACCAGAAAGUCUUUAUGGGAUUUAGCUUUACCAGUGCUAUGGCUGAUGACUGAUCGACCAAUUAAAUGACUUGUUACAAAUGCUCAUAUAACAUUGUACAAUCAAAUGCAAUCUGUGAUACGAUAAUUGUAGAAAUAAUUGCAUGAUACAUUUGUCAUAUAGAAUUGUUUUGAUUACUAACAGUUAAAGAGGUUUAAAAUUUUUAUUAAUGGGCAAGCAGGAAACAGGCACAUAGCUCUUACUGACUUAGAUCUAGAAAUGAACCUGUUGUUCCCUUAAUAGAUGAAUUUAAAAUAACCCAUGAAAAUUGAAAAAAAAAGGUGAUAAGAUUGUAAUCCAGGAAACCUAUGGUUUAUUUGCCCAGCAGAGGCUAACCAUGCACGCUAACUAAAAUUGCAUUAUUUCUGAGGCAAAAAGUGAGUGGCCUUUUAUUAAUUCCCUGUACUUACUAAUGAAGUAAGCAUGGUUAUCUAACCAAGUGAAGAUAAAUUCAAGAAUCUUGCCAAAGAUUUUUCAUUUGUGUCAAAAAUAUUUAGUUGGUGAAUUGAUCAGCAAAAUUAUAACAAACCCUCCUCUGGAAUUCAUCUCAGCUGUUUUCUCUAAUUUGCAGUGUGCAUUUAUUUAUUUAAUAAUAUUUCAAUAGUCUGUUGAUAUUUUUCAUCAAGUUGGUUUUAAAAAUUGUGUACUAUCAACAUUUCAUCAUCAAUUUCAUAUCUUUUUAUUUUUUAAUGGACCAACUUUGCAUGGCAACUAAUAUUGGCUCUUAAAAAUGUUUUGCCGAGUCUCUUUUUGAAAUUCUUUGUGUUUGGUUACAUUGUUAGUAUACUGGAUGGCAUUAAACACCUGAAUCAUUAUAAUAAUAAGAAUACAGGGUUGUGUUCAUUAUCAUAGCAGCUAGUAUAAGCGCUAUAAUCUAUAUAUUUAAGUUGAACAAUAGGCUAUCAAAAUAGGUGUUGAUAAUAAUACCAAUCAAUCACCAUUGCAGAAAUAGCGUGAUUUUUGGGAGAUACCUAUUAAGCAUUAUGGUAAUAAACGCAAAUCUGUACUAUAUUUUGUGCAAGAAGAAAGUUCAUUUGAAUUAUUUCCCUUAAUUAUGAUUUUAUUUUUUAUUCUUUACAAACAUGUUUUGAAAAUUGACUUUAUUUACCAUUUGUGUAUUUAAUUUCAUUUAUAAAAAUUAUUUUGCCAUGUUAUAAUUCUACAAAGUAAUUGAAGAAUGAAACCUUUCAAAGGGUAAAAAUAUAUUUGUAUUCUAAACUACAAUUAGAUUUAUCUUAUCCAUGGGAAAUAACUGUUUCAGCUAUCCAUCCAUGUCAGAUCAGUGAUUUAGGAAUAAAUUCAUGUGAGAUCAAUGAUUUAAGAAAUUGUCACUUAUAUAGAAAUUGAUCGAUGUGGAAAUCGGUGAUUUAAGAAUAAAUCCAUAUGAGAUCAGUGAUUUAACAAUAAAUCAGUGUGAGAAAUAAGUAAUUUAACAAUUGAUCCAUGUUAUUUAAGUGAUUUAAGAAUGAAUCCAUGUGAGAUCACCAAUUUCACAAUUAAUUAGUGUGAGAUCAGUGAUUAAGCAAUAGAUCCACAUGAGAUCAGUGAUAUUCUAUGUGAGAUCAGAAAUGAAUUAAUCCGUCAAAUAUGAUGGAUGUUUCCUACAUUUAACUCACUGUGUAUGUUUGAGUGAAUGUUGAUGUCUGUUAUAAUUAUUGUAUAAAGCGAGAUACAUAGUGGUUGAUUAUUUAUGCAUUGUAGUUAUUCCAGGAAUGUUCGAAACAUAUUGUACAGAUGAUAGGUAUAUUGUUAACAUUAGUACAUACGUAUAUUGUAAAUAUUCGUCAAUCUCAUCUUUUUUUACUAUUAUCCUAAACUGUUACAUGAAUAAUAAUGUUUAAACUGCACAUCAAGCUAAAAGCAAUUGGUCAUUCAACUACACUUUUUAUUAUUUUAUUACUAUGGAUUCAUAUUUUUAUUAGAUUUUUUGCACAUAUGGUAACCACACAUUUUAAUGUUCAAUAUAGUGCAAAUUUUCCAUUGGCUUCUAUGAUGACUUAGAAAAACCAAGAAACCAAAAACCAUUAGAAUAGUGGUAUUCCUCAAUCGACGAAAGUCUGAUUAUCAUAAUCAUAAGCAGAUCAUGACGGCCUAAGACAUUUUAAGAUAAAGAACCCAAAUUGAAUGUUCUUUGGAUUGUAAUAUACAUCAGAUCUUACAGCUCUAUACAGUCUUACCAUUUGCCAUUAAGUAUAUUACUUGACAUUUAUUUACGAAGUGAAAGUGAAGAAUGCAUGUUGAGUUGAAAAUUUUCUUUAAAAUAUUUAAUGUGUAUGCCUUGGACAUGUAGAGUUUAAAUUGUGUCAAUAUUUGGCAGAGAUUUUGAUGAAGUCCAAAACAAAGUUAGAAACUAUAUUGUGUCAAUUUAUUGUCAUAGUUCUGCAAAAUUUUGUUAUCUUAUUUAUACAGGUUCCAUUUACUUGAAAUGUUGUUUAUUAUUAUUAUUGUAUACUAAUAUAUAUAUAUAUACAUAUACACACCAUUAUUUAUCCAAUUCAGCCUGUCUGAUGUGUGUUUGUUGGCGUAUGAAUGUUUUAUAUGAGUCAUUUAUGCAAUUGUUACUAUCAGGACAAAGGAUUUCAUAUGUACUUUUUAUAUACUGUGUGACGCAGGACUUCAAAUCAUAAUUUAAGCUUAUAUUGAAUAAUAUUGGUGCAUCUGGAUUAUGUAAUGUUACUAUGUAUUUUUUUGUAAUCAUGAUGUUUGUCGGAUAUUAUAUACAACUCAUUUGUGUUAUGAUCACCGUUUCAGAAUCUAAUGCUUUAUGGGUAAAUUUUCAAAAGUGUACACCAAAACACUGUGAUUGGUUAACAACAUACCAAACAUUUAAAAUUUAACCAAUGAAAUUAAGUUGAUUUCUUUUUGGGUAAAACAAAAUCUGAAAAAUGAUCUAUGACUAUUCAUAGAUAGAUGACAAACAAAUUAAAGACAAUGGUAGCUAAAGCAAAUAUGUGGAGAGUUGUCUCAUUGGCAAUCAUACCACAUCUUCUUAUUUUAUGUUAACAAAACCAGACUUCAUCACAUCACUUCUUUUUCCUUGCAUAUUCAACAGAAGGCAGCAUUAUAUUAUUAAAACCAAUUUCCACUUUUGAAUUUAUAGAUCUUUAAAUGUGUUGUAAGGAACACUAAAUUAAUUCAUUUUGUAAGCGUAACCUUUAAGGUUGUUUUUUUCACUGCUUAAAUCAAGGAACUACUAUUUGGUUUACAGAAUUUCUCUCCCUUAUAAAAGAGUAGAUAUUUUCUGGCACCUAUAGGGCUCAUGGCUUCAGGACUCUUGAUUAAAUUAAAAAAUAACAAAAGUUAAUUUCUGUAUUAGUUCAUCUAUCAGUUACUGCCAUAAAAAAAAAAGUUGUUUUGUGAGCUUUUUAUGCUGAUCUCUACUUGCCUUCUUAUGUGUUGUUGGGUUACUGCGUUGAUGUCUACCAAACAUUCAUUUAAUUAUAUUAAUUAGUAUGGAAUAAUAGAUGACUAAUAAUAAGAAUAAAUCUGUAUUUACAUAACAUUGACUUACAUCAUGUAGUAUGCAUGCAUUCAAGUUAUAUGAAGCAAAACUUAGCCUCAGGUUAAAAUUUUAAUACAAAACCUUUUGGAGAAUUUUAAAGCUCUAACUGCCACUAAGUAAAGAAAAACUUGACAUAUAUGUAUCCUUAAGAUUUCAUUUUGCAUGUAAAAAUUAAAAUGAUAUAAAUAUUAAUACCUUUUUGGAUCUGACAUUAACAACAUAAUAUUUUGAAUUUGAUAGUUUAUUUUACCUUAAAAAAAUGUUUUCAAAGUAUUUAUCAACCAAGUUUGGAAACAAAUAUUUGUAACUCUCAAAAUUAGGUUCAACCUGAAUAUAUUUUUUUUUAGUCUUACUGUAAUUGAUUUUUAUUUAUAGACUAACAAACAGAAAUGCAAUAGACCACUUUUGUGUUCAUCCCUCACCGGAAAAAACUCGUCAAUUAUACGCACCUUUAUGACGUCAUUUACCAGAUAGAGGGGGUCGCCUGUAUCCCUGCACUAUUUACGUUCAUCAAGCGUCUUAGUGAUCGUCAUUGUGUAGGAUAAACUAGAAAUAAUGGUUGUUCUGUAGGUACUAAAUGACAAUUUCCUAAUGACAGCAGUGCUAGUUGUCAAUUUUGAGAAUUCAAUUUGCCGAAUAAUUCGUACAAUACAGAAUUAUAGUUUUCCAACCACUCGCUCAACAUUGGAAUGGAAGUGACGACGCCCCUAAACGCACAAAUGACGGUGAUAAAGGCGCGUAUAAUUGACAAGUUUUUUCCAGUGACGGAUGAACUCGAAAGUGGUCUUUUGCUAAGGACAUUCAUGCCUUUUGUUCCUUCAAAAGUAUUGCAUUAUCCAAUCAGAAUCUAUGUUACAAACAAUUCAUGCCUUUUGUUCCUUCAAAAGUAUUGCAUUAUCCAAUCAGAGUCUAUGUUACAAACAGCAUUGUAUUUGUAUUAGAAAGAUUAUUGUCUGCAAUUGUGAAUAUGUGUUUACAGACUUUAAACCAAAAUGUCAUAUUUGUUACUUUUUCUUUUUUUAGAUAAAUGCUACAGAAAGAAGUGUAAAACCACAUGAAAAUUUUGUUAUAGCUUCACUUGUAUUUUUGUUACUUGGCAUAAUAAUUGUUGCUUAUAAUGUACAGACAUUUUUGAAUGGUUAUUGUUUUGUUAAUAUGUAUAUUGUUUACUUUCUAUAUGAAAUCCAGGAACCCAAAGACUAACAACCACCUAAUACUUAUUUGUAUUUUAUCUAAUGAAAUAAAAAGUCAAAAUAGA
Messenger RNA from Mytilus trossulus (common blue mussel), 7351 nucleotides. Its product is annotated as protein kinase C delta type-like. The coding region runs from base 464 to 2605 and encodes 713 amino acids. Gene Ontology annotation, biological process: intracellular signal transduction; peptidyl-serine phosphorylation. The transcript is spliced from 20 exons. The record is from RefSeq and is a predicted model, not a curated record. Gene Ontology annotation, molecular function: ATP binding; diacylglycerol-dependent serine/threonine kinase activity. NCBI's taxonomy places the organism in Eukaryota, Metazoa, Mollusca, Bivalvia, Mytilida, Mytilidae.